GAGGGACGCCGGAAUAGACCUUUUCUCCCGCCAUUUUUCGAUUGCACAAGAUUUUUUUCAGGGACGCGCAGAGCCAAGCCCCCGUAUCCAGGCCCAGCCGACCAAGCCGAAGGCUAAUUAGUGCCUCCCGUGUGGGGCGGUUAAUGUGCUUGAGUCUUCCGGGGAGAAGGUGAUUAACAUGCUCUCUCACAAGAAGAGGCCGGCCGAAGUUCACUGCGAUCAGUGGGUGCUCAUUGCACCAGAAUCUGUUACUGAUCUUCCAGGAAACACUGAGAAUGGACCUGUGUUUACAAGACUGCAUAACCCAUGCACAGGGGAAGCAGCCCUUUACUUGUUCGAUACCAAUGCGCAACAGCUGUUUGAAGUAAAAGCUUUCCAUGAAGAGUACCAUUCUUGGUUUAUAGGUCAGACAGUUCAACACGAUGGUCGCCUUUUAAUUGUAACGCCGAUGGACCCUUUGUUUAUGGUUCUGUAUUACCUUAUGAAGGCUGAGAAAGAGCAAGGGAAGUUUCAGCCACUGGAUCAGGUUGUGAUAGACGCAGAAUUUCCUAGCUGUUCCAUGCUGUUGCAAUGUGCCAAACUCAGACCAUUUCUCCACCAUGUGACAGAGGAAAAAGAAAUUGGAAAUAAGAAGUUUUAUAAGUACAGCAAAGAGAAAACAUUGAAGUGGCUGAAUAAAAAGGUGGAUCAAACUGUGAGAGCUUUAAAAAUUGGCAAUGUAAACGUAGGUGCCCGAGUAUCAUCUGCCACAUUUGUCCCAGGUGACCAUGGCUGUGAUGUCAAAGAAGAGGAUUACAUCCGUUAUGCUCAUGGCCUAAUAUCUGAAUAUAUACCUAAGGAAUUAAGUGAAGACUUGGCUAAAUACUUAAAGCUUCCAGAACUUUCUGCUUCAUUGCCUGAGCCUCCAUUAAAGAAAAGGAAGGUGUCGGAUGGGCCCGUAGAAGCAGAAGAAGACUACACUAAGUUUAACAGUGUAGAUCU
Molecule: messenger RNA, 981 nt
Organism: Trichosurus vulpecula (common brushtail)
Lineage: Eukaryota; Metazoa; Chordata; Mammalia; Diprotodontia; Phalangeridae
Gene: RNASEH2B
Product: ribonuclease H2 subunit B
Biological process (GO): ribonucleotide metabolic process; RNA catabolic process
Cellular component (GO): nucleoplasm; ribonuclease H2 complex
Source: RefSeq, a predicted model, not a curated record